CGUCGUCUGCUGCGUCGUCUGCUGCGGCGGGACGAGCACGCAGCAGACGACGCCAUCAGGCGAGGGUAACCAUCAAAUAGAGAGCCUAACGUCAACUGACAUACGUCUUUUGCUAAACAAUGACACCUAUGUCCUAAAUUAGUUCAACAUGCCGAAAUUUUGCGUGCUUUUAGCUUGCAAAAAUAGGGAUUUCAAAAAUCAGAAGACUUCGGGAAUGAGGCAUCACAAAUUUCCUGUUGAAGAUAAUGUAAGAGAACAUUGGGUAUCAUUCGUGAAAAAGUGCAAUCGCAGUCAUGGCUGGACAACAAAAUACGAGACAGGAACAAUGUUGUGUGAAGACCAUUUUGAGAAGGACUGCUACCUUCCAAGUGGUCGCUUGGCCAGAAGUGCAAUCCCAACCAAGGCACCAAAAUUUACAAUGGAAACAGCGCAGUCACCGCCUGCUGGCCUCGCGCAUAUAACGAAUAGGCACUCCUAUCAUGCCCUGGACAAACUCAACAAUUUUGAGAAAGAUUUCUUUCAAGGAAUUGGCGAAGUGCCAUCUGAUGCUGGGUCUGAAGAAACCGUUGCUGUAGACGAAGAUAUAAUGGUUAUAGACAUGCCUGUGUCACCACUUUUGCAAGAUGCAGACAGAACACUCAGUGAUCCUAUUAAACCUAUUGAACAAGAAGUGGAGAAGAACACAAUGGAAUGGACACUGAGCGAUCAUAUUUUACAUGUUGAAUGUGAUGUUGAAAUACGGGAAGAGGACUAAAAAGUAUGAAACUUUUUGCAAACUGCAACAGUGUGCUGUGAAUUAUUCUGUUGAAUUUAAUAUGUGUUUAUGUGAUGAAUAUUAAGUAGAUCUAGUGACGUUUAAUUUUAUCCUAUGACUUCUUGCAAACUGCAACAGUAUGCUGUGAAUUAUUUAUGUUCAAUUUUAUAUUUUUAUGUGAUGCAAAUAACAUCACUUGUGAUAUUUAAUUCUAGUUCCUAUUUACAUGACUUCUUGCAAACAGCAUGAGUGUGCUGUGAAAUAUUGUUCUCGAGUUUUAAUAAUAUCUUAGCAAAUAUAUGACUUCUUUCGUACUUAA
This is a messenger RNA of Thrips palmi, 1073 nucleotides long. Its product is annotated as THAP domain-containing protein 7-like. The transcript is spliced from 3 exons. The record is from RefSeq and is a predicted model, not a curated record. NCBI's taxonomy places the organism in Eukaryota, Metazoa, Arthropoda, Insecta, Thysanoptera, Thripidae. The coding region runs from base 149 to 754 and encodes 201 amino acids.